AUGGACGAACAACGCACGCCUUCAUAUGACGUGGGUCCUAUUGGGGGGCGUUUCCAACUGGGAAGGCUAAUCGGACGGGGCGCUUUCGGUCUCGUAUACGCUGCUGUUGACCUGGACACUGGAGGCCAGGUUGCAAUGAAGCUGGAGCAUCGCAGCUUCCUUGAGCAGCUACAUAAUGAGAAGGAGGUGUAUGAGGAGUUGCAACGUCGAAAUGGUGGCUCUCAAAUGAAGGGGUUUCCGAUGAUACAAUGGUUUGGACAAGAGGGAAAUCUCAACGUCCUUGCCAUGGACAUGCUGGGGCUGUCGCUGGAAGCCCUCUUCAACUCGUGCGGGAGAAGAUUUACUUACAAGACAACACUGCUCAUAGGGUGCGAGGUUCUUGACAGGCUACAGACUCUCCAUGCGUGUGGCUAUGUCCACCGUGAUCUGAAGCCACAGAACCUCCUCAUAGGCUCUCUGGACCACAAACACUCGGUGCAUCUCAUUGACUUUGGCAUGGCUCAACGGUUUGCCGACCUCAUCACAGGCAAGCACCUUCGAUACCACGAUGGUUUCGAUAUGCUGGGGACAGCCUGCUACGCCUCAAUCAAUGCUCACCGGGGUGUAACUCAAACACGACGCGAUGACCUCAUCUCAUUGUCCUACAUCCUCAUGUAUUUCCUUCGUGGUUCACUUCCCUGGUCAGAGCACACAGCGUCUAGUAAGCCUGGGGCCAAUGCGCGGCUGGCUAAGGCUAAGGCAAAGGUCCCACGUCUAUACAAGGACCUUCCGUCUGAACUCACCACGGUUGUGGAUUACGCCGCCCGGCUCGCCUUCGACGAGACACCUGACUACGACUACAUCCGGAACAUGUUUGAACUUGGCCUGAUCAGGAAUGGCUUUCAUCGGAGCUCCAAGUAUGACUGGGAGAUGUCUCCUGCAGAGCUGGGCCAUAGAGUGUACGUCUGCCUCGCCAUUAUUGUACACAAGACUAGAAAUUGA
Rhodofomes roseus is the source of this 981-nucleotide messenger RNA. Its product is annotated as casein kinase I delta. Gene Ontology annotation, biological process: signal transduction; peptidyl-serine phosphorylation. The transcript is spliced from 3 exons. The coding region runs from base 1 to 981 and encodes 326 amino acids. Gene Ontology annotation, molecular function: protein serine/threonine kinase activity; ATP binding. Gene Ontology annotation, cellular component: nucleus; cytoplasm. The record is from RefSeq and is a predicted model, not a curated record. NCBI's taxonomy places the organism in Eukaryota, Fungi, Basidiomycota, Agaricomycetes, Polyporales, Fomitopsidaceae.